This is a messenger RNA of Dictyostelium purpureum, 1590 nucleotides long. RefSeq lists its product as uncharacterized. Lineage: Eukaryota; Evosea; Eumycetozoa; Dictyosteliales; Dictyosteliaceae. Gene Ontology annotation, biological process: glycerol-3-phosphate biosynthetic process; glycerol metabolic process; triglyceride metabolic process. Gene Ontology annotation, molecular function: glycerol kinase activity. Gene Ontology annotation, cellular component: mitochondrion. The transcript is spliced from 3 exons. The coding region runs from base 1 to 1590 and encodes 529 amino acids. The record is from RefSeq and is a predicted model, not a curated record.
AUGAAACCAUUUAUAGGAGCUAUUGAUCAAGGUACAUCAAGUACAAGAUUUAUUUUAUUUGACAAGAAUGGUGAAAUUAUAUUAUCACAUCAAAUUAUUUUAAAUCAACAUCAUCCACAUCCAGGAUGGGUCGAACAUGAUGGUAAAGAAAUUUUAGAUUCAGUCAAUAAAUGUAUUGAUGUUGUAAUGAAACAAUAUUAUGAAAAGGGAUAUGGUACAAAAGAGGAUAUUAAAGCAAUUGGUAUAACAAAUCAAAGAGAAACAACUAUAGUAUGGGACAAAACAAAUUCAAAACCAUUACAUAAUGCAAUUGUUUGGUGCGAUACACGUACAUCAGAUUUAGUACAAUAUUUUACAUCAAAAGCUAAAAAAGAACAUCAACAAAAUAAUAGUAAUAAUGAAAACAAAUGUGGUUUACCAAUUAGCACUUACUUUUCAGGUUUAAAAUUAAAAUGGUUUUUUGACAAUUGCGAAAAUGUUAGAAACAGUCAUUCUAAAGGAGAAUGUUUAAUGGGUACAAUUGAUAGUUGGUUGGUUUGGAAUUUAACAGGUGGUCAAUCUCAUGUUACUGAUGUUACCAAUGCAAGUAGAACAAUGUUAAUGAAUUUAGAAACAUUAAAAUGGGAUAAGAGUUUAUGCGAUUUCCUUGAGGUUCCAAUCGAAAUAUUACCAGAAAUUCAUAGUUCAUCAGAAGUUUAUGGUUAUGUUAAAGAAGGUCCACUUGAAGGUAUUCCAAUUGCAGGUGUUUUAGGUGAUCAACAAGCUGCUAUGGUGGGUCAAAUGUGUUUUGAAAAAGGACAAGCUAAAAACACCUAUGGUACAGGUUGCUUCUUAUUGUAUAAUACUGGUAAUGAUAUCGUCUACUCUAGAAAUGGUCUUUUAACAACUGUAUGCUAUCAAUUUGGACCAGAAUCAAAAGCAGUCUAUGCAUUGGAGGGUGGCGUUGCAGUUGCAGGUUCAGGUGUUAGAUGGUUAAUUGAUAAUAUGGGUAUUGCCAAAACUAGUCAAGAAAUUGAGGAUUUGGCUACAUCUGUUAAAGAUACAGGUGGUAUGUAUUUUGUACCAGCAUUCUCAGGUUUGUUCGCACCAUAUUGGAGAGAAGAUGCAAGAGGUGUAAUGGUAGGAUUGACUCAUCACACCAAUCGUUGUCACAUGGCUAGAGCCGUAUUAGAGUCGACAUGUCUUCAAACCUAUGAAGUUUUAGAAGCAAUGCAAAAAGAUUCUGGUGACACAUUAUUAGAGCUCCGUGUAGAUGGUGGCAUGGCAAAGAAUAACCUUUUACUUCAAACUCAAGCAGAUCUCCUUAGUCUCCCAGUUGUUAAACCAUGUAAUUUAGAAACCACCUGCUUUGGUGCCGCUUUUGCUGCUGGGUUAGCCGUGGGUGUUUGGAAAGAAUCAAUGGAGUUUAAAGUUGGCUCUAAAUUUACUCCUCAACUAGAUCAAAAGAAUAAAAUGAAAAAAGUAAACGAAUGGAAGAAAGCAGUUUCAAAAUCUUUAAAUUGGGUUGAUUCAAUCGAAGAUUUAAAUAAUGAUACAGAAGAAACAAUUAGUAUUCAAGUAUCAACUUCAACUGAUAAACUAAACGAAUAA